Messenger RNA from Penicillium nucicola, 1464 nucleotides. RefSeq lists its product as uncharacterized. The coding region runs from base 1 to 1464 and encodes 487 amino acids. NCBI's taxonomy places the organism in Eukaryota, Fungi, Ascomycota, Eurotiomycetes, Eurotiales, Aspergillaceae. The record is from RefSeq and is a predicted model, not a curated record. The transcript is spliced from 2 exons.
AUGGAGAGCGAGAUUUGUAAUGAUCCUGCCCACUCAUUGUCCAAGCUGUCCCUGUCUUCGCCUGGGCCGGGCACGGGCAGGCGCCGGCUUCUACUGAUAUACAUCCAUGGCUUCAUGGGCUCCGAAGCUAGCUUUCAUGACCUGCCGGCACACGUCCAUGAUCUGUUGACUGGAUUACUGAGCGAGUCUCAUGAGGUAUUUACGCGCAUAUAUCCUCGAUACAAGUCUUACGGUGAGAUGCACGUUGCAGCAGAGCAUUUCAGUGCUUGGCUCUCCCCACACGAGGCAGAGGAUCUGGAUGUCAUUUUGCUGGGACACAGUCUUGGCGGAAUCCUGGCAGCCGAUGUUGCUCUCUUACAAGCAAGAGACCAUCAACCCAAACAUCGCAUUCUGGGACUAGUCAACUUCGACGUCCCAUUUUUGGGGCUACAUCCGCGUGUCAUUCCGACUGGAACUAUGGGGUCAGUCGCAAAGAAAGACCCAGCAGCUGAAGCCAAGCUAGCAGGAGAGCAGGAAUCGCUAGGCAUGGAUCCUGCUUUCAAAUCCGGCUCUUCUAAUCCGAAUUUCGACCCUCCAUUUAUGAACGAUGUACGCCUGGUUAAUCGUGGAUUCCUGAAGGGCUUGAUGCAUUUCGUCAACAAGAACACAGACAAUCUCUCUCGGUCAAUAUUUGACCGUGUUGUGUCGUCCUUUCAGCAUGCAGGUUGUGUCAAUAAUUACCCGGAACUUCGUCGGCGAUACAGACACCUGGCAGAUCUGGAGGCUGCCGAGUCUAGUCCUAAGAGAGUGAGAUUCGUCAAUUACUAUACUGCAAGUACUGGUCGCCCACCAAAGCCACCAAAGCCACCAAAGUCACCAAAGCCACCGAAGCAGAAGAAAGUCAAGGCUUCAAAGAAAUCAAAAGAUACCGAUGACAAAGAGUCAACGUCAACCCUCCCAGAAGAAAUUUCAGCCACAUCAAGUUUAUCUGAAGAAGAUAAGACAGUGAAUUCAACAAGCGAGAUAUCGCUAGAAGGACAUGACCUGAAGACAACCCCUUCGAAUUCUACUCUGGUCGACGAGACCAGGAAUGAAAAGAUGAACGGCGAGAAGACCAAUGUUGAGAAUGAGCCCCCAGUAGAUACAACAAGUAUCACCUCAAGCAUCUCAACAGACCGAAAGGAAGCUCGGUCUACAUCAGAAAGCGUCUCCAUCACAACAUCGAUGUCUUCAGGGUCUUCAGAGACAUCGAAAGAUCAUCUUCGCAAGUUCAUUCUCUUGCCCUCUCAUCAUUGGAAAUUCGAGAGAAAUGCUUAUUGGCACCCGAUAUUAAUGGAAGACAUGGACGAAGUGACAGCACAUCAGUCUAUGUUUAUUCCCCACGGCACAAACUACGAUCAUCUCGUCGGGGACACUGUCUCUCUGAUCGAAGAAUGGAUUCAGAGUGAUUUGAGUCGACGGUUUCUCCUUGAGACUCUUGACUAG